UACGUUAAUAAUUGUUUGGCUUUUAUCAAGCCAGCGCAACAUUGGUAAUUUAUUAUGUCUGUGUUAAGUCCAACUGAUAAACUAAUACGUAAACUCCGUAAAAAGCUACGUCAAAUUGAAAAUCUUGAAUUCCUUGGGCGCUCAAAUUUAAAUGAAGAAGAACUUUUAAAGGUCAAACAAAAAAAUGCCACUAGAAUUGAGCUUGCCAAACUUUUAAAACAAGGUGGGGAAGGCUGUAUGGCUUUUACACCUGAAAUUGGUACUCAUCUUCCCACAAGUAGCACUGAUCAAUCAGAGAGCACACCUACUACAAUAAUAACUCCAGAAAAGAAAAAUAAACAUGAGACCAAAAACAAUCUUGAACCAUUUCUUGUUUCUGAAGAGCAAGAAAAAGUAAAUGCUGUAAAAAAUCUUGAACGGGACUUUGACACAUCUGUCUUUAUAGAGCCUUUACCAUUGCCUGAAACCAUGAAGCGUCCCACUCCUGAGGAAGCGACACCUUCAUUGAGCCCUGAAUCUUCAGCUGCCACUGGCACACAGACAAAGAGGCCUAAACCGGAGAAUUCUACACUCAACAAACCUAGUGAAACCAAAUCUAAAAUGCACAAUACUGCAGGAAAAUCUCCUGUUCAAAAAUCAUGGCAUGAAACUCUGUUCCUUCUAAAUACUCUUGAAUCCCACAAUGAUAUUGUGAGUUGUGUUGAUUUAGAUGAGACCUACAUCAUCUCAGGAAGCCGAGAUACCUUGGUACAAGUUUGGUGUGCUACAACCGGCUCUGCAUUGGUGGACCUACGAGGACAUACUAAUACAGUUACUUGUGUUUCGCUGUUAUCGGCCGAAGACUCAAAACGUUUGAAUGCGGAGCUGUCUGGAAGUGUUAGUGAAGAUACAGGUCCUCGAUUGGCGCUUACAGGUUCCCUCGAUUGCUGCAUUAAGCUUUGGAACAUAGAGAAUGGGUCAGCCUUACGUUCCAUCUACACAUUCAGUGGAGUGACAGCCCUCUGCUAUUCGCCUUCGCAUUGUUGCUGCGUCGUAGGAAGUGAAGGAGGGAAAUUGGAAACCUAUACAUUCCUCGAAGAAAACACAAAUCCACGUUUUUCCAUUAAAACUUUCGAGAAUUCCGUGUCUCAUAUAAAGCUACAAAAUGAAAACUUGAUUUGCUCGUCCCUUGAUGGAUUCAUUAGUGUAUGGUCCAUGAAGGGAGCUGAGUUGUGUCGGCUAUUCCGGUCAGAUGAUCUCGUACCUGAAACUGGCCAUGUGAUCCGUUGUCGACCAGUCCUUAGCCUUGCUGUGAAUUCAGCCCACCCAACAAUUUUCUACGGGGAUGAAGGGGCAACAGUUAAAAUGUUAAACUGGAAAACUGGAUGCGUCAAAAAGCUCAGAAAUCACGUUUACGAUUUCGGGAUAACGAAUGCAAUUUUUGCAACUAAAUCAUUCCUUUUCUCUUCGUCCAUUAAUCUUGACACUGGAAUUUCAUCCAUUAACAUCCGUUCUUUACCCGAGUGUAAUUACUUGGGCACGUUGAACGUUUCUGGCAUUGAACGCAUUUUUUGCCUAGCCGCAAUAGAAGACCAAAACGACAAAUUUCUUCGAUUGAUUGUUGGCGGGACUCAGUUAAUGUUGCUAGAAACAAGAAGAAUAGGAUGUCGUCGCUCUCCGAAGAAAGACAGUUUAUUGAAGCCUCAGUUCCUCAAUGAAUUAACUUUACCUGCUGGUGAUUCUGAAGAUGACUUUAGUAGUUCUUCAGAAGAAGAAAUUGAAGAAGAUGAGGAUGAACGAGCUAUCUCAGAUGAGUCGGCUAAUGUAAUUGACUCUAAACAGGGGAGCUCCUGGUGCACUAUCCUCUGAUCGGUUAUCUACUCGCGUAUUUUGUUGUUCGUGGAACCUUAUUAAGAAUCAAAUCUAAAGCUAUAAAUAAUCCCAUUAACCAUUACGCAAUACUUAUUUGUAUUUUUAACAAACAAAAAAAUGAG
This is a messenger RNA of Daphnia carinata, 1973 nucleotides long. RefSeq lists its product as uncharacterized. The record is from RefSeq and is a predicted model, not a curated record. Bases 55 to 1848 code for a protein of 597 amino acids. Lineage: Eukaryota; Metazoa; Arthropoda; Branchiopoda; Diplostraca; Daphniidae. Gene Ontology annotation, molecular function: protein binding. The transcript is spliced from 7 exons.